ACAAGACGAUAGCAGCAGCAGCAGUGGCGAGGAUCAGUGGGUCGGAUUCGAAUUUGAAAUUCGUCAUUUCCAGUUCUGCAGCGUGUGCGACCACAACAGUUUUAUUCGAACUCGGACGAUAGCUGAUUUGUUUCAAGAUUGUCAUUCAGAUUUCAGUAUUUUUUGCGUAAUUUAAAGGGUGAUUUUUUGUUAGUUUGAGUGUUAUUAAGUUGUUCGUGAAAAUAUCGUGACCGAAUUCACUGAAAGGAAUUGCGUUGGUUGAAAAUUGAAAUCGAAACCAUCCAAGAUGGCCUUCGCUCUAUUGAGAAACUGUGCUCGCUCGUCGAUCCCGUUGCUGGAGCGAAAUUUUGCAGCGCUUACAACGAUCAACGGAACCAAUGCUUCUUUAAUCUCCCACCCACAAAAGAUCGAACAUACUAGCGUAGGACAACCGUUGUCCACUUUAUUGUCUACCAAUGUACGGAAGUACUCCAAAAAAGCUAGCCGUCCAGAACGAGCAUACGAGAGUGAUUCCGAUUCAGACUCAGACGGGGAACGAGAGACUCAUAACAAGAAGCAUGGCCAUCAUCGGGAGAGGGGCAACACCGACUUCUGGCGACGAAAAAUGCGCACACUGCAUGGCGUGUUGGACGUCAACAAUGACGGCGUCAUUUCCCACGAUGACUUUAUGCUGCUGACGGAAAAUUUCGCUACCCGGGGUCACUUGAACACAGCAGAGAAGGAAGAGUUCCGUGACAUCAUGAAGGCCACAUGGAUCCAACAGUGGGGCGAAAUCACGCCGUACAAUCUGGUCACGGUGGAGCAGUAUCUGGUCGACAUGCAUCACGUGGUCAACGAUAAGGACCUGCGCAAGAAGGUGCAUCGGUUUCUGCCGUAUCUGUACCGGGCGGUUGACAAGGACCACUCGGGAUCGAUUUCGCUGAACGAGUUCAAACUGUUCUUCCGCUGUUUGGGUCUCACAGAGGAGGAUGCCGCCGUGUCGUUUGCCGUAAUCGACAAGAACGGCGACGGGCAGGUAACGUUGGACGAGUUCCUGAAGCUGGGACGAGACUUUUUCCUCACCGAGCGGGAGGACAACGCUUCGCGACUCUUCUGGGGACCCCUGGUGGAGCAUUGACCGAACGAUAAUGGAUGGCUCUAGCAGAAGAUUGAAAUGCGGGUCGAAAUGUGGGAGCAAGUAGACAGUAAGAGUUUAAUAAGCAGUCUUUUCAUAGUGCUAAACAUAUACUGAAUAUAUUUUAGGGUAAGGAGUUGUUCGAUUUGUGAUAAUCAAAAUCAAUAACAUGGUAGAAUAAAGUCUUUGAUAAAAAUUA
Messenger RNA from Armigeres subalbatus, 1313 nucleotides. RefSeq names its product sarcoplasmic calcium-binding protein (gene CBP). NCBI's taxonomy places the organism in Eukaryota, Metazoa, Arthropoda, Insecta, Diptera, Culicidae. Gene Ontology annotation, molecular function: calcium ion binding. The transcript is spliced from 4 exons. The record is from RefSeq and is a predicted model, not a curated record. The coding region runs from base 287 to 1117 and encodes 276 amino acids.